Messenger RNA from Coccidioides immitis RS, 1319 nucleotides. RefSeq lists its product as uncharacterized. Bases 1 to 1182 code for a protein of 393 amino acids. The transcript has 4 exons. The record is from RefSeq and is a predicted model, not a curated record. Lineage: Eukaryota; Fungi; Ascomycota; Eurotiomycetes; Onygenales; Onygenaceae. Gene Ontology annotation, molecular function: D-amino-acid oxidase activity; FAD binding.
AUGCCUCAGUUCCUGUUCACAAUCAACGUUUGCUCAUGCCGAAAUAGAGCCGGGGUUAUCGGCCUCCAAACCUCGCUGUCUCUACUAGAAGCUGGAUAUGAAGUGACCAUUGUGGCAGAGCACUUUCCAGGUGAUGUUGACGAUAUGUACACCUCGCCACGGGCAGGAGGCCAGUGGCGAUCGCAUGCUCUUCCGGGGCAGGAGCAAUGCGAAUGGGAUAUCCAAACUUUCAAGUGCUGGAAAGCGAUAGUUGAAGAAGAGGAGAAAACACCGGAUCUGCUUCUCGAAAGGAGGUCGGGCUUGGCGGGCUAUGAGUCGAACCUCUAUUGGGAUGAUCCAUCUCAUUCUCCGGAGAUACUUGCGACGAAAAAUCAGGAUCCAUCAAACCUGUGGUGGGCACCUUAUGUUCCAGGAUUCUCCAGACUCCAGACCCCAUUUCCUUCGGCAAAUAUUAAGGCAGGAGUAACAUACAAGUCAUUCUCGUUUGAUCCUCCGAGAUACAUCAAGUGGCUCUUUCGCCGCGUUCUUUUGCGGGGUAUUAAAACUGUUCAUACCAAACUCCCCACGAGCAAAGGACUGCCCCAUGCGUUACAUGUAGCGAGAGCGGCUGCUCUCGAGGAAUGCCGCCGUGAAGGCCGCCCAUUUAGUAUACCGGUCUUAUUCGUCAAUGCCACUGGCCUUGGUGCUCGAAACUUGGUUCCUGACGCUGCUGUUCACCCAGUUCGCGGCCAGACCCUCCUGGUUCGUGGCGAAGCACACAGGAUUUACACGCACGUUAUGUCUGCAGGCACACACCUUUCCAAUGAGCAGAUCGCAUAUGCGCUUCCGCGUAACGGCACCGGCACUUCAUUGGUGGGUGGCAGUAAGCAAGUGGGCGCUUGGGAUACUACGGAAGACGCGCAGCUUUCAGAAACCAUUCUUCAAUGGGCAAAGCGACUGGCGCCAGAGCUAUGUGGAGACAACGGUGAGUUGGACGUUCUCAGUGUGCAAGUUGGGUUGAGGCCGGGAAGAACAGGUGGUGCUCGGGUGGAGAAGGAGAUUCUGAAGGGAUGCGGAGAGGAUGGCGAUGAUUUGGUCAUCAUCCACUCAUAUGGCCAUGGCGGAAGCGGGUUUCAGAACAGCGUCGGAUCAGCCACAAAGGUGGUGAAUUUGGUUGAAGAGCAUUUAGACACACGGAAAUGAGGCGAGGGCUGCGUGGAAUCGAUCCGUCCAAGUUUUGAAAUGCCAUCAAUGCUUUGAACAAGUGAGGUAUUUCGUACAAUAGAAGCUAAGAGAUGGGACGAGACUGCAUGCAGCAGUUUUUCUUCCACUUUAGCGAG